AUGUCUAGAAAGCGGGCAAGAGAAGAAACUACUAUGUUGGAUUCCACACCUUAUACAAAUCUCCAAAAUGGGGAAAGUGCAUCUUGCUCUAAAGAAGAUUCACCUGUCUAUCCACUCCUGACAAUGACUUGGGGAACCAACAGGAAUUCAAACAGUGAAUCAGGUCAAAUUUCACUAAAAAUGUGUAAUAGCAAAAUUUCUGUUUAUCACAAAGAACUUCCAUCAAUUUGUAAGGAAGCUCCCUUUAGCGAUGAGCCUGAAGCAAUUGCAGAAAGAAAUGCAUGUGAUUAUAAUAUUCGCAUUACAUUAAAAAUGGCAAAGAGUGACAAAGCUCCCAGGAAAAUUAGAGUAUACGCAGAUGGUAUUUAUGAUCUAUUUCACCAAGGACAUGCACGACAACUUCUACAAGCCAAAAAUAUUUUCCCACAUGUAUACCUCAUUGUAGGAGUUUGUAAUGAUGAAUUAACACAUAGUAAAAAGGGAAGAACAGUGAUGACAGAUGUUGAGAGAUACGACGCAGUAAGGCAUUGUCGUUAUGUAGAUGAGGUCGUCAGAGAUGCACCUUGGGAACUGAGUGAUGAAUUUCUUACAAAACAUAAAAUCGACUUUGUUGCUCAUGAUGAUAUACCUUAUAUGACAGAUGAUAGUACAGAUGUUUAUGCAGCCUUGAAAGCUAAGGGUAUGUUCGUUGCUACGCAGAGAACUGAAGGAGUGUCAACAUCGGAUAUCGUAGCGAGAAUAGUUAAAGAUUACGAUAUUUACGUAAGGAGAAAUCUUGCGCGAGGCUACAGUGCCAAAGAACUUAACGUUUCUUUUCUUAGCGAAAAGAAGUUCCGUUUACAAAAUAAGUUUGAUGAUUUAAAAGAUAAGGGUAAACGAGUGAUGGAGAAUAUAGGUGAGAAACGAAUGGAUAUGAUUAGCAAGUGGGAAGAGAAAUCUCGAGAUUUCAUCGAUGCUUUUCUACUAUUAUUUGGCAGGGAAGGCAGAUUGUCAACAAUUUGGAAUGAAAGUAAAGGUCGUUUGAUGCAAGCGCUAUCUCCUCCUGCAAGCCCAAAAAGAGAUGGCAGUCCAAAUGGCAGUAAUACCAGCAAUAACGAUGAAGAUCAGACAAGUCCACCACCGAAAAAGACUGGCCGUUUCGAAUGUUCGCAAAGUAAUUAUUAUUUAAGCGAUGACUAUAGCGACGAUGAGGAGGAAACUUUGCACUCAAAAUGAUAAUCCGUUUUCCCCACCAUCAUUCUUCAUUUUGACCAAAAAUAUCGUGCAAUCUCUUUAAGAGUGUUUAAAACUAUUUUCACGCAGUAAUGUGAUUUGUUAAAAUUAUACAUAUAUAUAUGAUUAUCUGUAAUCUGUUACAACAUAGAAAUUGAAUCUGAUUAGAAUUAUUGUAUACAAAUUAGAUUAUAAAUGUGCACAAACGCCACGUACAGAAGUCACGCAGAUAACUUGAGACAGUCAUUACAAAUAUUUCUUCCGAGUUCCGUUGUCGUUGCUUGUAUCAUUAACGAUAAGUUCCUAUACUUCAAGUGAAAGAUGUUCUGCUCAUUUCGAUUUCAUAUUUUGCUACAAGAGCAUACAACAGUCAAAAGACAUUUAUUCACAUUAUACUGAAGAGUCUGUGGUUUAAA
Messenger RNA from Ceratina calcarata, 1628 nucleotides. RefSeq names its product choline-phosphate cytidylyltransferase A-like. The transcript is spliced from 9 exons. Gene Ontology annotation, molecular function: choline-phosphate cytidylyltransferase activity; phosphatidylcholine binding. NCBI's taxonomy places the organism in Eukaryota, Metazoa, Arthropoda, Insecta, Hymenoptera, Apidae. The record is from RefSeq and is a predicted model, not a curated record. Gene Ontology annotation, biological process: CDP-choline pathway. The coding region runs from base 1 to 1215 and encodes 404 amino acids.